UAAACCCCACCCAACUUCUCUCUCGACUCGGCUGCAUUCAGCUUAGUUUUCUUUAACACACCCAGAAUUCCAGGCAAGGGGAGGAAAAAACAUCUGAUGACCGUGACGGUAUUUGGAUAUCAUCAGAGGAGACAGAAUAGGCUCACAGUAGCAGAGGACGUUAAAACGCUUAUGCUCUGGAGUUGGACGGCAGUAGUGGAUAAGCGAAUCAAUGCGAGGCUCUUCGUGCGUCAUGUGCUGCAAGUGUUGGCCAGAGAUUUUGGGGAAGGCGCUCUAGCUGCAUUAAAUUGAUCAGUUGCUCAUUAUACCUCAACCUGCCAGCUGACCGGACCCCGACGCCCCUGCCCUCCAAUUUUGAUUCGUAGACAGAUCCUCCACGCGAAAGUCCCCAUACCACACCAACCCGCCUCUUCUUCCACAUCAGCCACCUCUUUGUAUCCCCUGGGGCGCUGGACAGAGAGCAACGAGAGCGAGGGAAAGCAAAGCAACGCAAGGAAAGAGAAGGACUGGACGCAGGUUCUUUUUUCCCCUCAAAAUCAAGCGGGAUGAGUCCCCGAGGCGCAGGAGGAUGAGGUGCGAGGCUCCAGCGACUGUCCAUAGUUUGGUGGUGGAGAACACGGGAGACCACCAAAAGCUGGAGCUGUCUUCGUUGUCAUACUCAGAGGAUUGAUGAUGCUACUUUCAAUGUCCGUACGUACCUCCGUUGGAUUUUACCUAGCAUGGAUUGCUUUACCAGCACAGGAGUGCAGAUGAUGGCUGUGGCGAAAAGGAUGCCGUCUGAUAUAUGAAAAAAAAAAGAUAAUUACAGCUGCAGUGCAUUAACAAACAUUUUAUGAUUAUAAUUCUUUGGAGAAUGAAUAACGACGAGUGUGAUGAAAUAUUAACAAAUGUCACAUGCAAUUGUCACUCGAGAAGCUCGGUCGUCUGAAUGUGAGGAAAGCUUGCGAAAGGUGGCGGAAGGUAGCAUCCACACUGUACCAAACAUUGCGGAUGUUACAAAAUAAAUAAAUAAUAUUUCUCUUCUUCUUUUAAUAUCAGUAACAUCAGUUGCUGCAGUCAUUACACUUAAAUGAAAAGACAUGCUAAAUGUAACGAACGAUAGCAUUUCAAAUGCAAUUAUUUUUUUACUCAGCCAUUAUGGUAGCACUACUGUGUUCAUGAGAGUAAUCAUAUGAAUAGCUAAGGAAAGCCUCAGAGAUGUAUGACCAGGCAAACGCAUUGGGAGACAUUUAAGACUCCAUGAAAAUGGAAUCUCGGGAGCUUAUUAAUCCAUUCUUGUUAAUGCACUAAUUCUUCAUCGGAAUAUGUUGUUCUUGAUAGCUGACUUAAGCACCAAGUGAAGGACAAGCGCUCUGCAUUUGGAGGUGGGCAGCAAGAGCAUCAGCCAUUCAACCGAAACCGCACGUUUUUUUCCCUCUUCCACGCAUUUUUCACACCUCCACUUCCCUAUAAAUACAAGCAUCGAUCCGCUAUUAAUGGGCUUGUGUUCUCAGACCAACCGUCUCUGAUAUGACACCGUGAGAGUACAAUACAGUUAUACACGUAUAAAGUCUUGAAGCAGAUGGGAUGUAAUGUGGUGUGGUCGCGUUGAAUAUUCGCCUUCUUCUCUGCUGCUUCAUAAAGACUGGCCUUUGGUGUCGAUAGAAUGGCUCGGUUUGAUAAUGAGGUACCGUCCAGGUAUGGUGGAGGACCUGGCCCAGGGGGGCCCGGUCGCGGCGGCAGUAGACAAGGUGGCCCGCCGGGAGCUCAAAGGGUGUACAAGCAGUCCAUGGCCCAGCGAGCCAGAACUAUGGCCCUGUACAAUCCAAUACCAGUUCGACAGAACUGCUUCACUGUCAACCGUUCCCUGUUCAUCUUCAGCGAGGACAACUUUGUGAGAAAAUACGCCAAAAAGAUCACCGAAUGGCCUCCUUUCGAGUACAUGAUCCUGGCCACCAUCAUCGCCAACUGCAUCGUCCUGGCCCUGGAGCAGCACCUGCCUGACGGGGACAAGACCCCCAUGUCCGAGCGCCUGGAUGACACAGAACCCUACUUCAUCGGCAUCUUCUGCUUCGAGUCGGGCAUCAAGAUCCUGGCCCUGGGCUUUGCCUUCCACAAGGGCUCCUACAUGCGCAACGGCUGGAACGCCAUGGACUUUGUAGUGGUGCUCACUGGAAUCCUGUCCACAAUCGGGUCGGAGUUUGACCUGCGGACCCUUCGUGCCGUGAGAGUGUUGAGACCCCUCAAACUGGUGUCUGGGAUUCCCAGCCUGCAGGUGGUGCUCAAGUCUAUCAUGAAGGCCAUGAUCCCUCUUCUGCAGAUUGGUCUGCUGCUCUUCUUUGCCAUUCUCAUGUUUGCCAUCAUAGGCCUUGAGUUUUACAUGGGGAAGUUCCAUACCACCUGCUUUGACAUCUACACAGAUGAGAUACGGGAAGAGUUUCCAUGUGGUACGGAGGCUCCAUCUCGUCUUUGCCCUAAUGGCACCACCUGUAAGCAGUACUGGCUCGGCCCGAACUAUGGCAUCACGCAGUUUGACAACAUCCUGUUUGCCAUCCUCACUGUCUUCCAGUGCAUCACCAUGGAGGGCUGGACUGACCUCCUCUACUAUAGUGACGAUGCCUCCGGGGGCGCCUGGAACUGGAUGUACUUUAUCCCACUCAUCAUCAUCGGCUCCUUCUUCAUGCUCAACCUGGUGCUGGGUGUCCUGUCCGGGGAGUUUGCCAAAGAGAGGGAACGUGUAGAGAACAGGAGUGAGUUUCUGAAGUUGAGGAGACAGCAGCAGAUAGAGAGGGAGCUCAACGGCUACCUGGAGUGGAUCUGCAAAGCAGAAGAAGUUAUUCUGGCGGACGAAGACAAUGAAACGGAUGACCGGAUGCCCUUUGAUGCAGCGUCGCGGAGGAGGCCCACCCUCAAGAAGAACAAGAACGACCUCCUGAACCCUGAAGAGGCAGAAGGAGACGCUCUAGGGUCCCCGUUCACCCGGGCCAGCCUGAAGAGCUCCAAGCUGGAGGGCUCCACCUUUGACAAGCGCGAGCGCCGGUUUCGCUUCUUCGUCCGCCACAUUGUCAAGACGCAGGCCUUCUACUGGUCCGUGCUCUGUCUGGUGGGCCUCAACACGCUGUGCGUGGCCGCCGUGCACUAUGACCAACCCGACGUCCUCUCCGACUUCCUCUACUUUGCCGAGUUCAUUUUCCUGGGCAUCUUCAUGUCAGAGAUGUGCAUCAAGAUGUAUGGAUUGGGGACACGCCCUUACUUUCACUCCUCCUUUAACUGCUUUGACUGCAUUGUCAUAUGUGGCAGCAUUUUCGAGGUCUUCUGGGCAAUGAUCCAGCCUGGCACCUCCUUUGGCAUCAGUGUGUUGCGCGCUCUCAGGUUAUUGAGGAUCUUCAAAGUGACCAAGUACUGGGCCUCCCUGAGGAACCUGGUGGUCUCCCUACUCAACUCCAUGAAGUCCAUCAUCAGCUUGCUCUUCCUGCUCUUUCUCUUCAUCGUGGUCUUUGCCCUUCUGGGCAUGCAGCUCUUCGGGGGCCAGUUUAACUUUGAAGCCGGCACUCCCCCUACCAACUUUGAUACCUUUCCUGCAGCAAUAAUGACAGUGUUCCAGAUCUUGACGGGAGAGGACUGGAACAUGGUGAUGUAUGACGGCAUCGAGUCUCAGGGUGGAGUGAGGAAGGGGAUGGUCUUCUCUGUGUUCUUUAUAGUGCUCACGCUCUUUGGCAACUAUACCUUGCUCAAUGUAUUCUUGGCUAUCGCUGUGGACAAUCUGGCUAAUGCACAAGAGCUGACCAAGGAUGAGCAAGAGGAAGAGAAGCAGGCCAGUAAGAAAGCUGCCCUUCAGAAAGCCAAGGAGGUGGCUGAAGUGAGCCCCAUAUCCGCUGCCAAUCUCUCCAUAGCAGCUAAGGAGAACCACUCAAAGUCAAACUCAAAGUCGGUGUGGGAGCAGCGGACCAAUGAGCUGCGCAGACAGACCCUGGUCAACAGCAGAGAGGCCCUUUACAAUGAGCUGGAGCCAGAGGACCGCUGGAAGGUGUCCUACUCCCGCCAUAUCCGGCCGGAUGGCAUGAAGACCCAUCUGGACAGACCGCUGGUGGUUGACCCCCAGGAAAACCGCAACAACAACACCAACAAGACUUGCGCUGGGGAGCGUGAGGCUGACCAGGAGGCCCGGCUCAGCCAGCAGUGCGCCGAGGAGAUCUUCCGCAAGCAGACGCGCCUCCACGAGCGGGCGGGGAGCACGGGAGGUGGGGAAGGAGGAGAGGGAGGUGGUGGAGGAGGAGUAGGAGGAGGAGAUGAAGGAGCCGAUCCCACAGAGUCCUCCUCGCGGCGGAACCGCAAGUCAGGGGAGAGCGAGCACCACCAGGGCCAAAAUCACCACUCCACCCAUGAGCACCAGCACCACCACCACCGCCCGUGCGGGAGCACGACCCACCUCGAGGGGGUGGCCGAGGAGAAGCCGCAUAGACGCAGCCACCAGCACCGCGAGCACCGGGGCCAGUGCACCCAGCGCGGAUCGAGGCGAAGGGGAGGAGGAGGAGGAGGUGGACGCCGACACAGGAACAAGAACUCGGAAGCAGGGGGCAGUGUGGAAGGCGGGGAGCGCAAGCCCAGGAGGCAUCGCCAUAGCGCCGCCUCAGGCAGUGAGGGGGAGUGCAAGCGAGAGAGGGGAGAAAGGGUCCGCCAGCACAGAGCCAGGAAGGAGGGCAGUGGGCCCACUCUGUCCACCACGCGGCCCAUCCAGAAGACCCUGUCCCGGCAGGCCAGCGUGUACAGCGAGGACAUGGACAACGUGAUGAACAGCAAGCUGGUCACCCAGCCGCCCUCUGCCUCUGCCCGCAACCGUGGUGGCACCGUCACCGCCAACACCACCCCCCACGCCAGCAUCUAUAACCUGGCCAACAGCACCCACAGCCUCUACCAGCCGCCCCCUGGUCCGGAGGGCAGCCUCAUGCCCAGCCGAGCCACCAGCAUGGCCUACCUGACCUGCAUGGGCUACCCGCGGGCAGACCACACCAGUGUCGACAUGCCACCCAUGUUCCCCUCGCACAACGCCAUCCUGCAAAUCAAUAAAAAUGCAAACACUGAGCCCCUGCCCAAAAAGGAGGAUAAGAAUGAUGAUGACGAUGAUGACCCAAAAGACAGUGGUGGCCCCAGGCCUAUGCCCCCAUACAGCUCCAUGUUUGUACUGUCCACCACCAACCCGUUUCGGAGGUUGUGCCAUUACAUUGUUACACUGAAUUAUUUUGAAAUGACCAUCCUGCUGGUCAUCGCAAUGAGCAGUAUCGCCUUGGCUGCUGAAGACCCAGUCUGGCCCGACUCCCCCCGGAACAAUGUGCUGCGCUACUUUGACUAUGUCUUCACUGGAGUCUUCACCUUUGAGAUGCUGAUUAAGAUGGUGGAUUUGGGUCUGAUCCUGCACCAGGGCUCCUAUUUCCGUGACCUUUGGAACAUCCUGGACUUUAUAGUGGUUAGUGGUGCCCUGGUGGCCUUCGGCUUCACCAGCGGCGAAGGUGGAAAUAGCAAGGGGAAAGAUCUCAGCACCAUCAAGUCUCUGCGUGUGCUGAGAGUAUUGCGGCCGCUCAAGACCAUCAAGAGGCUGCCCAAACUCAAAGCUGUAUUUGAUUGUGUGGUCAACUCCCUCAAGAAUGUGCUCAACAUCCUCAUCGUCUACAUGCUCUUCAUGUUCAUCUUCGCUGUUGUUGCCGUGCAACUCUUCAAGGGAAAGUUCUUUUACUGCACAGAUGAGUCCAAGGAGUUUGAGCGCGACUGCAGGGGCGAGUAUUUAGUGUAUGAACGUGACAACGAAGUGAAGGCGCAGAAGAGGGAGUGGAAGAAAUACGAUUUCCACUACGACAAUGUGCUCUGGGCCCUGCUCACCCUCUUCACCGUAUCCACUGGAGAGGGGUGGCCGCAGGUGCUGAAACAUUCAGUCGAUGCGACUUAUGAGAAUCAGGGCCCGAGCCCGGGGUAUCGGAUGGAAAUGUCCAUCUUUUACGUGGUGUACUUCGUGGUCUUCCCCUUCUUCUUCGUCAACAUCUUCGUGGCUCUCAUCAUCAUCACCUUCCAGGAGCAAGGAGACAAGAUGAUGGAGGACUACAGUCUAGAAAAGAAUGAGAGAGCUUGUAUAGACUUUGCCAUCAACGCCCGGCCUCUGACGCGACACAUGCCACAGAACAAGCAGACGUUCCAGUAUCGCAUGUGGGAGUUUGUGGUGUCGCCGCCGUUUGAGUAUACCAUCAUGGCCAUGAUCGCGCUCAACACUGUAGUGCUCAUGAUGAAGUAUGAUGGAGCCUCCAACACCUAUAAUGAUGUGUUAAAACCGGAACACUGCUUAAUUUCACUGUUUUCCAUGGAGUGUAUACUGAAGAUCAUUGCCUUUGGGGUUCUGAACUACUUCAAAGACGCCUGGAACAUCUUUGACUGUGUGACAGUCGUCGGGAGCAUCACCGAUAUUCUAGUCACAGAGCUUGGGAUGAAUAACUUCAUAAACCUGAGUUUUCUGCGGCUUUUCCGAGCUGCUCGACUCAUUAAACUGCUCAGGCAGGGCGAGACCAUUCGCAUCCUGCUCUGGACAUUUGUGCAGUCCUUUAAGGCUCUGCCGUACGUGUGCCUCCUCAUCGCCAUGCUGUUCUUCAUCUACGCCAUCAUUGGCAUGCAGCUGUUUGGGAACAUCGCUAUUGAGGAAGAUGGAGAUAGUGCCAUCAAUCAACACAACAACUUCAGGGCCUUCUUCCAGGCGCUCAUGCUGCUCUUCAGGAGUGCUACAGGGGAGGCAUGGCAUGAGAUCAUGCUGGCUUGCCUGAGUGGGAAGAAGUGCGACCCGCUCUCAGGCAGCGAGGAGCACUUGGGGUGUGGCAGCGAGUUUGCCUACCUCUACUUCGUCUCCUUUAUCUUCCUCUGCUCCUUCCUGAUGCUGAAUCUGUUCGUGGCUGUCAUCAUGGAUAACUUUGAGUACCUCACACGAGACUCCUCCAUUCUGGGGCCUCACCAUUUGGACGAGUAUGUGAGGAUAUGGGCCGAGUAUGACCCUGCUGCCUGUGGGCGCAUUCAUUACAAGGAUAUGUACAGUUUAUUGCGAGUUAUCGACCCUCCUCUGGGCUUAGGAAAGAAAUGUCCCCAUAGGGUGGCCUGCAAGAGACUGUUGCGGAUGGAUUUGCCGGUCGCCGAAGACAACUCUGUUCAUUUCAACUCCACCUUAAUGGCCUUAAUCCGCACGGCACUGGACAUCAAGAUCGCCAAGGUUACGGAAGGGGAGGACAAGCACCAGAUGGAUGCUGAGCUGAGGAAAGAGAUGAUGGCGAUUUGGCCCAACCUCUCGCAGAAGAUGUUGGACCUGCUGGUCACUCCACACAAGUCAGCGACAGACCUGACGGUGGGGAAGAUCUACGCGGCCAUGAUGAUCAUGGAGUACUACCGGCAGAGCAAAGCCAAGCGGGCCCAGGCGCAGGAGCAGAAUCGAACGACAUUAAUGUUUCAGCGUCUGGAGCCUCACUCCCCAACCCAGGAUGGUGGGCCGGGAGUCAAGGGCCUCCCUGAAUCCCAGCCGGAUGCUGUGGGCAAUAUGCCAAUGGAUGGGGGGAUGUCAGAGAGCCAGUCCUGGGUGACCGCGCGUGCUCAGGAGAUGUCUCAGAAGGCUGGCAGCUGGAGUCCCGAGGGGCAGCAUCCCGACGACAAACGAGACAGUAUGCACAACUCUCAGACGGUAGAGAUGAGAGAGAUGGGGCGGGAUGGUUACUCGGACAGUGAGCACUUUCUCCCAAUGGAAGGGCACGGGAGAGCUGCUUCCAUGCCCCGACUCCCGGCAGACAACCAACAGCAUCGAAGGAAAGGGAGGCCACGAGGGAAUAACCUCAGUACGAUCACAGAUAACAGCCCGAUGAAGCGUUCCGCCUCCUCGCUGGGGCACGGCCGGUGCGGGCGGAUGGGCCGGGGCGACGACUACACCCUGGACCAGGUCAUCCCCGAGGAGGGGCCGCGGCAUGGUCACCGGCGCCGGGAGCGCAGCCACCGCGCCUCUGAGAGAUCCCUCAGCCGCUACACGGAUGCAGACACAGGGCUGGGAACAGACCUCAGCACCACCACGCAGUCAGGCGACCUGCCACCCAAGGAGAAGGAGCGUGGCGAGAGGGACCGCGACCGCGGGCGAGCCAAGGACCGCAAGCACCACCACCACCACCACCACCACCACCACAGCUCGCUGGACAAGGAGCGCUACACGCCCGACCGGCCCGACUAUGGCCAUCGGCAGCCCCGUGAGCGCGACCACCGCUGGUCACGCUCGCCCAGCGAGGGCCGCGACUGUGGGCCUCAUCGGCAGGGCAGUAGUUCGGUGAGCGGGAGCCCCGUCCCCUCGACCUCGGGGACUAGCACCCCCCGCCGCGGGCGCCGGCAGCUCCCCCAGACCCCCGCCACGCCACGGCCCCAUGUCACCUACUCACCCGUGGUGCGCAAGCCCGGCAGUGGAGGAGGAGGAGGAGGAGGAGGAGGAGGAGGAGGAGGAGGGACACCCCCGCAGCCCGUGCGCCAGUCCUCCACCACCACCCCACGCCGCUACUCCCCCUCGGGCUCCGGCGAGCCUCCUCCUCCUCCUCCCCCCCAAGGGCCUCCUCACCACCACCACCAUCACCACCACCAGCAGCAGCAGCAGCAGCAGCAGCAGCAGCCGCCCUCCCACCACGGCUCGCCCCGCCUGGGACGCCACGGCCCCCCUCCCUCCGGGCGCUGGGGCCCCCCGCCACCGGACGGUAGCCCGGAGGGCGACGGCUGCUUCUAUGAGGACGAGGCCGAGGACUACGACUACCGCGAGCGCCACGAGCCACCGGCCUAUGAGCAGAGCCCUACGCAGGGCAACCCCCACCCCCAUGCGCACCCUAACCACCCCCACCCCAACCACCCGCAUCCACACCCGCCCCACCCCAACCACCCGCGCUCGCCCAGGACUUCCCGACAUGCACCCCCCCAGCAGCAACAACAGCAGCAGCAGCAGCAGCAGCAGGGUCCCCCGCCGGGCGGCCCGCGCCGCCUGCCCAACGGCUACCGCUCGUCCUCGCCCUCCCCCCACCACCACCACGGCAGCCAGCCGCUGCCGCAGCACCCCGGGACCCACAAGCCCCCCCACCCCCGAGGCCCGCGAGGGAAGGGACUGCAUGAACCCUACAGCGAGACCGACGAGGACGACUGGUGCUAGCCCCUGGGAAACGGGGAGAGGGGACGUCA
Alosa alosa (allis shad) is the source of this 9192-nucleotide messenger RNA. RefSeq names its product calcium channel, voltage-dependent, P/Q type, alpha 1A subunit, a (gene cacna1aa). Lineage: Eukaryota; Metazoa; Chordata; Actinopteri; Clupeiformes; Clupeidae. Gene Ontology annotation, molecular function: high voltage-gated calcium channel activity. Gene Ontology annotation, cellular component: membrane; voltage-gated calcium channel complex; neuronal cell body. The record is from RefSeq and is a predicted model, not a curated record. The coding region runs from base 1646 to 9163 and encodes 2505 amino acids. The transcript has 51 exons. Gene Ontology annotation, biological process: chemical synaptic transmission; calcium ion import across plasma membrane.